CACAGUGGAGGAGGUAGAAGUUGAAGUCAUAACCAUGAAGGUCCCGGCGGAGGAGUUUAUGAGCGACAUUUUGAAGCGCUUGACGGGCGAGUCCGCGCUGCCCGUGUACAGCAACAUAGAGAAGUUCAAACGAGCAAAGGACGGCGCGUACUAUGUCGCCGAGGACUUCAACGAAACGGUGAAGAAGAGGGAAAUGGUCAACGCCAAGGAGCGACUGAGAAUCCGGAACUUGAACACCAUGUUCUCCCGUUUGAAGCGCAUGGUGCCACUGAUGCGACCGGACCGAAAGCCCAGUAAGGUGGACACGCUGAAAGCUGCCACCGAAUACAUUCGGUUGCUUGUUGCGGUUUUGCAAGACGCAGACAAUCAUGAUGGCAGCGGGACUGAUUUCCUAAACAAUGCAAUCACUUACGGUCAGACUGAAUGCUUGGCCAAUGACCUGUGGAAAGUGGAUGAUAUGCUGAACAUGUCAGACGAGUGCAUGGAGGAUGGCUUCGCUUUGCCGCCAGAGCCUGUAACUGAGGAUGGAGACAUGACCAGACUGGUGUUGCAACACUGUGUGAUGCCUGCUGCGUACCAGUUUAUCAUCCAAGUAGCACCGGAUCAGACUCAGAUGUCUCAGUCCUGAGAGGUUAGUAGAGCCUUGAACCAGUACUGGAAACAUGCCAGGAGCUGAUGCUUUGAAGAAUGAAUCGUCUUUGAGAAAAUCCUGUUUUAUUUGUUGUAUUUACAUUUAUGUUUAAAAAAUUCCAAUAGUUUUGAAGUGUAUAUAUUUGAAUUUGUUUUUAUUUUCCUUUUUACAAAUUGUAUCCCCGAACGCCUUUGAAGGAAGUUUAAAGUCUGGCUUCAUUUUUUUUGUACUUUCUAAAAAGAAAUGUUUUAUGUUCUUUACUAAAGUCUAAUAUGUACAACUUCAACAUAUUUACACUGCAGUGAGAUUUAAGUUUGGUAAAUAUUGAAUGAAUAUUAU
Solea senegalensis (Senegalese sole) is the source of this 970-nucleotide messenger RNA. It is a transcript of the gene figla, whose product is annotated as folliculogenesis specific bHLH transcription factor. The coding region runs from base 35 to 628 and encodes 197 amino acids. The transcript has 6 exons. Gene Ontology annotation, molecular function: RNA polymerase II transcription regulatory region sequence-specific DNA binding; DNA-binding transcription factor activity, RNA polymerase II-specific; protein dimerization activity. Gene Ontology annotation, biological process: regulation of transcription by RNA polymerase II; developmental process. NCBI's taxonomy places the organism in Eukaryota, Metazoa, Chordata, Actinopteri, Pleuronectiformes, Soleidae. The record is from RefSeq and is a predicted model, not a curated record.